Messenger RNA from Trichomonas vaginalis G3, 891 nucleotides. RefSeq lists its product as uncharacterized. The record is from RefSeq and is a predicted model, not a curated record. Bases 1 to 891 code for a protein of 296 amino acids. The transcript has a single exon. Lineage: Eukaryota; Parabasalia; Trichomonadida; Trichomonadidae.
AUGCUUCUUUCUUUUCUUCAACUCUCAUCAUCAUCAAAUGUAGAUCACGUUUUUCCUAAAUGUAAUGAAUGGCAUACAAUCGAUUCGGUAACUGCCCUGAAUAUUUCAAACCCAGGAUACUAUUGUUAUCGUACAUCCAAUAUGAGCAUAAUCAUUGACGGAAGUGCUAAAGUUCAAUAUUCAAAGCAACAAACUCCAAAUGACGCAGAUACCUAUGAACCCCCAAGUGAUGCCAAGCACCUAUUAAUUUUCCUCAAACAACAGACUGGUUUAUUUACUAUAGAACAAGAGAAAGAUAAACCCGCUACAUUUAUUUAUGCAAUCCCAAUUAACUCUUUGGAAAAGCCAAAAGAUCAAGAUCCCCAUUAUCCGAUCGGAAAGAAUUUCUACAUUUCCAGUAAAGCAAAUAUUACGCUCAAGUAUGUGGAAUUAGACAAUGGCAAUAAUGACACGUUUAAUUUCUUAAUUCUUGGAGAAACCGUUAAAGUCAACACAACUGGCUUUCUUUUUACCGGUUGUAUUGAAGAUAAUGUAAACAAGGGAAUUAAGACCGUUACAGAUUAUAAGGUAAACGGUGAGAAAAUUUCUUAUGGCCUAAUGUCUCCCGAUAAUGAAUCCCUUGCAGUUAACAUCGAAGUCAAUUCUAAAAUAUUUGACCCCUAUUUAGGAACAAUUCCAAACAAAGUUGAUUUCUUUUCAGAUGAAGAUUUAAAUUCAGACAAACUAUUUUCUGUUGACGUUUCUUUUCUUACCGAUAUUUUUGACAAAUAUAAUCUAGUCAUUAAGUAUAUUCCAUUCGUUAUUGUUGGUGUUCUAUUUGUUGUCGUUGUUUUUCUUUUCAUUAUUACUUGUUGUGAAGUUAGGAAAUAUAAGAAAGCUAAAGCUGAUUAA